Molecule: messenger RNA, 5442 nt
Organism: Ostrea edulis (European flat oyster)
Lineage: Eukaryota; Metazoa; Mollusca; Bivalvia; Ostreida; Ostreidae
Exons: 10
Coding region: 54-2021 (655 amino acids)
Source: RefSeq, a predicted model, not a curated record
UUUGGGAUUUUAAUAUCGAAAGCGAAAAUAGGAUAAUAUCAUAGAGGAAGAAAAUGUCCUCUCUAGCAAGAUCCUUUUCCACCAAUCAUGAUGGUGUGGAACAGAAAGUAAAAUACAAUGAGAGACACUCCAGGGACAAAAUCGAAUUUUUUUUGACAGAAUAUGGGAUAAGCUUUCCCAAUAGAAGAAAUGAUGUUAGAAAAGCUUGGGAGGAAUACAGAUGGUUAUUGAAGAGUGAAAAGACAUUGGCAUAUAAAUACCCAAAACAGUUUUUUGAGAGUUUAAAAAGGACAGAGGGUCUCAAAAAACACGGCAUGAUGCGGCUGGACGGAACGCCUCUGUCCAAAUUGAUAUCAAGCAGUAACUCACAAUGGAAAGCGGGAGCACAGAUUCAGUUAGAAUCUUUACAGGCCUCAGAUCAGCAACUCAUGCAGCUACAAAAAAACAAGUAUACUACUCCUGUUCAGGAAUCUCCAAGUGAUUCAGAUUUGGAUCUUUACCCAGAGGGAUGCAAUGAUUGUGGUAAACAGUCGAUUAUUAACCUUUUCGAUAUUGCCAAGGGAGAAGUCCAAGCUUUCCACAAAAGGGAAUAUGUAAAACUGGUUUGUAAAGAAGCUGCUCUCAAAAAGGAUUUUCCAAAGGAAUAUGAAGCAAAAAUUCAGCAAAUGUCACAAGAAGAAAACUUGGAGGAUUAUGUCUGGAAAAUACAAAACAAAGGGCCAUUAUAUGAAUUCAUCAAACUUUACACAAAGGGGAACUAUGAAGUUGUUGCUAAGUUAAGUUUACAUGAAUAUUACAUAUUAAGUACAGCGGAAGCAGUUCUUCAUGAAUGUGACCCGAAUUCUGAGUGGACUUAUCGAUAUCCUGAGGAUAUCCAGAAAUCUGCUAGUCAUCAGCAAGUGGAAUUUCCCAACCCAGUGACACGACAGGACAACCCAUUACACAGAAGUGUUCUAAAUCAACCAUUCAAGUUACAAGGUCCGGAUAUGUUGAAUAAAGCUGAAACUUUCCCAAUGCGAAGAAAACUCCAGGACACCACAGACACAGAGGCUAUGGAUGUUGAUCAAAUAUCUCUCCCCAAACGCAUGGAUGUAGAUAAGGUCUUGCCAAGACAGAACAGUUACCCAAGAAACGAGGGACAUAAAAAUGUACCAAGGUCUGAGCGUCAAGUGUUACAGAGACAGAAUAGUAAUUCGAAGAGUGAGGCUUUUGGAACACUUCCAGAACCAGGGGACCAAAGAGUUAGAGAUUGGAAAGGAGCAUACUCCGAUCUGCAUAAAUCCUGGACAUUUCAGGCCUCCCAGAUAGAGGAGCUCACAAAUAGGUUAAGCAGUUUUGCCAGCAAACAGUUAACAGAGGGAAAUUCAGCAUUUACAGAUCUCAGCGACAAAAAUAGACCAACAAAGAUCGGGGAGAGAUUUGGCCUGAUUUAUGAUGAUGAGUGGUCCGAGGUUUUCGAUGAACUCACCGAUGGUGGGUUUGAAGAACAUGAUAUCAUCUUAAAACUACAGCAAAUGAUUCAGUAUGGGUAUGACUUUUGCUUGAAGAAAGCUGAGGAACAAUUAUGUGACCUUGAGCACGCUAUGAAGAUCCCUAUUCUCCAGCCAUUUCAAACCAAACACACUCUGCGUGUUCCAAAUGAUAUGGUCAAGAUACUCACAUCAGCAACUUUAAAACAUGCGAAAGAGUACAGAAAGGUCACAGCUUCUAUUUCAUCUCCAGAAGUAUGCAAGGUAUUCUUUAAAGAGGAAUGUGAUUUUUUGGAAAGAACAUUCCAGAAGUGUGCUUUUGGGCAGAAGCUGAAGGUGUAUGUUGAAGCUUGCAUUGAGCAGAUGUGGCUGAUGUGUGUUCAGGACCCUCAGAUGACUAUACACAUUGCAGUACCCGGGACUCCAAUUGACAAAGACUUGUUUAAAUUCUAUAACAAGAAGGGGAAAACUGUGCAUUUGACGGUGUGGCCUGUCGUGUACCUCCAUAAAGAUGGACCCCUGGUCAGCAAAGGAUAUGUUCUGCCUAAAUAAUGCCCCCCACCACCAUUCUUGUCUUUUUCACUGAUGCAGUGUCCUUUAUAGCCCUCAAACAAAUUUGUCGUUAUUUAGCUCACCUGAGCCAAAGGCUCAACUGAGCUUUUCUGAUCAAUACUUUCCUUUGUUUGUCGUUGGCAUCGUUGUCAUAAACUUUUCACAUUUUCAUCUUCUUCUCCAAAACCACUGGGCUAAUUUCAACCAAACUUGGCACAUAGCAUCCUUGAAUGAAAGGGAUUCAAGUCUGUUCAAAUGAAGGUCCAUGCCUCCUUCAAAGGGGAGAUGAUCACAAAAAUGUAAUAUUAGGGUGGGUCAUUUAAAAAUCUUUUUAUCAAAAACCACUGGACCAGAAAAACUGAAUUUUACUUGAAAGCUUUCUGACAUAGUGGUGAUUUGAGUUUGUUAAAAUCAUGACCCCUGGGGGUAUGUUGGGGCCACAAUAGGGGAUCAAAUAUAUACAUACGGAUAUAUAAAGAAAAUCUGUAAAAAUCUUCUCAAGAACCACUGGGCCAGAAGAUGAAGAUUUUAUUGAAGGCUUCCUGGUAUAGAGCAGAUUAAAAUUUGUUCAGAUCAUGGCCCCCAAGGGUUAAGAGUGAGACCACUUUAGGGGAUCAAAGUUUUACAUGCUGAUGUAUAGGAAAAUUGUCUUAUCCAGAACCAUUGGGCCAAAUUCAAACAAACUUGAUAAAAAUCAUCUUUAGAUGAAGGGGAUUCAAACUUGUUCAAAUGAAGUGCCAUGCCCCCUUCAAAGGAGGGAUAUUCACAAAAAUGCAAAAAUAGGGUGGGGUCAUAUAAAAAUCAUCCUCUCAAGUACCACUGGGCCAGGAAAUUAAAUAUUUACAUGAAAGCUUCCUGACAAAGUGGAAAUUCAAGUUUUUAAAUAUCAUGACCUCUAGGGUUAGGAUGGGGCCACAAUAGGGGAUCAAAGGUUAACAUGCAAAUGUAUAGGGAAAACUUGGCACAAAUCUAUUAAUAUGAAAGGCCAUACCCAUCGACAAGGACAUAUGACAAUUGAUGAAUUUAUAGUCAAGUUUAAUAAUUAAGUUUGAUAAUUAAUGAAUUUUUAAUCGUUACCUUUGAAAAGUUUUCUCUGAUCCAAGCUGCUUGUAUAAUGAUAGUUUUGCUCAAGCUUGUAUAUUGCUAGGAACUGCUGCUUAGGUGAGCGAUGUGGCCAGUGGGCCUCUUGUUUAUAUAAUAUUAUGUUAUUAGCAUUUUUCUGCAUUCAGGCAACACUUUCAGGAAUACCACUGUAUGAUAACUUUGCGAUAACAAAGGACACUGAAUUCUGUGAAUUAUCUACAGGGUUAUAAAUAUUGAAUGAAACGCAGCUAUUUGAUGCAAUAGUAGUUUUUGCUUUUUUAUAAUUCUUAUUUAGGGCAAUCAUUCUAACAGAAUGUAUAUUUUGUUUUGUCUACAUAUUGUUACUAUUAUUUACAUAUGUAAAAUAUGCAACUUUCUAAAAUACUUAUAAAAGAGAUAUAUGAUGUAUUUCUGUUGCAGCAUGUUUGUUUGCAUUUGUGAAGUUUUGAUGCUUGAUAACGUAUGAUGUGCAUCACCUAAACAUUCUAAUUUAAAGAACAAGGUACGGUUGUAUACAUAAAAAGGCCCAAAAAAUUUCUCUCUAUAAAAUGUGUCUGGAAUUAACCUUAAUCAGCGUUUUAAGAAAGUAAAAUAAAUGCCAGGUAUACUAUGUCAACAAAAUCAGAAGGAUAGUCGUAAAUGGAUAUCAUUAUGACAUCAUGAAUAAGACAUUUCCCACCUUUUUCUCAAAAUAAGCCUGAAAACUGUCAAAUGUCAUACAAAUUAUUGCUCAGGAAAAGAUGUGCGCAUUUGUCGAGCAAAAUGAAAAUGAUAUAAAUUGUGUAUUAUUUUGAGAUGAAAAACAUGCUUCAAUGUGAAUUUACUCGACGCAUGCGCUGUAUGUUUUCUAAAAGGGAAACCACCUGAAUUUGUGGAUAUUUUCAUUGAAAAUGGCAUUUUUGCAAUUUUAUGCCAACUUCAAGCUCUCGUCAUAUGACACAAAUCAUUUUGCUGAUCAAACUGAGUGAAUUUUGGGAUUGCUAAACUAUUCCUUAAUUGAAUGCCAGGAUUUGAGCUCCAAGUGAAAUCAUCAAUAUUUUGGGCCAGAUGACUGUAGAAACUGUACCUACUUCUUUAUUGUAAUUAGAGACUUCAUUAGUGAAUGUGAAUCGCUUCACUGAAAGCAUGAAUCCAUUAUAAGCGUGUUUGCUGUAACCAGGUUUUAUAGUACUUUUGUUAGGAGGUGCGAAUAUUUACUUUGACGGUUUAUUUACAUUCACAACAGAACUGCAGUAUUGUUAUAGUAGCCUGUGUUUGUUUGUGGUUUUGUAGAACAACUUCAACAUUUCUUACACAAUUCAUCAAAAUCAAAGGAAUACCUUCCAAAGUGAUACAGGCUCCUAUCUCUAUCCAGUGAUUGGGGUUUCAGAAUUUCCUCUAUACCACCAUUUUAGUGUGUUUUGUAUCAGAUUUCAAUAUUUUGCAUGUUUGCUAUUUUUAGCAAAGAUCUGGGAUAUAUUUAGAGAAAGUUCAAAAAAUUAGUUUAAUAGAGAAUUUCCUAUUCUUGUAAAUAAGAUUGAAGUCACAUUUCUCAACUGAUUUUCAUGAAAUCAGAUGGGUGAAGGUCACUAGAAGGCAAAUAUUUACCACAUAUGUUAAUAUGGAUGCCACAUAUGUUGUUAAGGAUGCCACACAUGUUGAUAGGGAUGUCACAUGUGUUAAUAGAGAUGCCACACAUGUUUUAGGGGUGCCACACGUGUUGUAGGGCUGUCACACAUGUAGGGAUGUCACACGUGUUGUAGGGAUGUCACACAUGUUGUAGGAAUGUCACACGUGUUGUAGGGAUGUCACACGUGUUGUAGGGAUGUCACAUGUGUUGUAGGGAUGCCAUACAUGUGUUUAGAGAUGCCACAUAUGUUGGUUGGGAUGCCUCAUGUGGUGAUAGGGAUGCCACAUGUGGUGAUAGGGAUGCCUCACGUGGUGCCUAUAGGGAUGCCACAUGUGGUGAACUAUUUGUUUCUAGGCCAGAUAGGGGCUGAACUCACAGUGUCUUUCUAACUGAUUGAAAAUUUUCAAGGAAAUUAUUGUUAAACUCUCCACAUUUACAGAAAACAACUGAUAAAACCAUUGUUGGUAAAUAUUGAUAAGAUCUAGUCAGGGGAGGACAGCUAGCAGCUACUGUAAUCUAGAGGACAAACAUAAUAUUGAUAAGAUCUAGUCAGGGGAGGACAGCUGGCAGCUACUGUAAUCUGGAGGACAAACAUUGGUUUAUGUAAUUCAGUGGUGGGUUGUUUUUUUUUUUUUAAAGUACUUCUUUUGUAUUGUAUAUAGAUUCAUUGAACUUGUAUAUCUAUUUAUAUUUUUGAAUAAAAAAAUAUAUUGUGAAACUGGAACAGAU